GAACCAUUGAGCAGGCGGUGGUUCCUUGACUCAAUGUUGUCGGUCUUUCAGGUCCCGCGGCUGCACUCUCAACCAUUAUCGGAGCGCCAUGACCUCAAAACGCCGGAAUAAUGGACGAUCCAAGCAUGGACGUGGCCACACCAAGCCUGUGCGAUGCACGAACUGUGGACGAUGUGUACCCAAGGACAAGGCUAUCAAGAAGUUUCAGAUACGUAAUAUUGUAGAAGCAGCUGCAGUUAAGGAUAUCAAUGAGGCUUCGGUUUAUACAGUUUACCAGUUGCCCAAAUUGUACAUCAAGCAACAUUACUGCGUUUCUUGCGCUAUUCACUCCAAGGUGGUGAGGAACCGAAGUCGCAAGGCUAGGAAGAUCCGUACCCCCCCUCCUCGCUUCCCCCGUGCUCAGGAGUCUCCGGCCAUACCCCGUUGAAACGCCACGUCUCCUGGGCAUCGAAGUUAAACAACGUUGGUUCUGGACACCCGCCCUCGUCCCAACUAAAUGAAAUAAAUUUGGGAAACAAA
Molecule: messenger RNA, 519 nt
Organism: Procambarus clarkii (red swamp crayfish)
Lineage: Eukaryota; Metazoa; Arthropoda; Malacostraca; Decapoda; Cambaridae
Gene: RpS26
Product: ribosomal protein S26
Biological process (GO): translation
Cellular component (GO): cytosolic small ribosomal subunit; ribosome
Molecular function (GO): structural constituent of ribosome; mRNA binding
Source: RefSeq, a predicted model, not a curated record